AUGAAUCUCUCGGACUUGGCUAGCUACUUUGAACAGACGGCUACUCGGAUGCCUGCCAUGCCUUCUUCGCCGCAGUCAAACUUGGCGCUGCUUUCGAUCAGACAGGCUCCGCCAGCCGAAAGAAGCACCAGCUUCGACAUCUAUCCGCUCCAGCUCAAGCAAGAAGAAAGCGACAGUGGCAGCUACAACGCCACUCCCUUGGACACCUCGAUCGCAGCUUUGUGGAGGCACUUGCCACCUUCCUAUCGCUCCACCGAGGCAUUCAGCAGUGGCUCCGACUCGAGCUACUCGAGCUACUAUCCGAGCCAGACCGUUUCAUCGCAGUCAUCCUCCUCCACGCUACCCUCUACUGUGCCGACCAGCGAGCCCACUCCGAAUGCAGCGGAAACUAUACUCGACAUUUGGCAGCCUGCAAGCGCUCCAUGUCAGCCCGCUCAUCUUGAGUACACUCCUGGCUUUCCUAACUCGUUCACUCCCAUGCCUUCUCCCAGUGUCAAGCCUGUGAGGACGAUGGAAGUCCGUCAGUCAAUGCAAAGGGACCAUGAACCACUCAAGAAGAUCGAAGAGAGCAUCCAUUGCUUCUGGCUCGUCUCGGAGAAUCGCAUGAAACAGAUGCAAGACGAGCUCACGGGCAUAGCAACUCGCCUCAAGGCUUCAGAGAGCGAGCAAAACAAGAUGAGCGAGAACAUGGCACAGGUGAUGCCUCUUCAAGUUCAGAUGACAGAGAAGGCGAUCGAGGCAGUCAAUGAAAGAAAGCUCAUCUUCAGCCGCAUCGAGGCACUCGAACAGUCUACCGAGACGUGGCAGAAGCAAAUGAACAAGACGCUUCAGGAGAUGCACUCCGAAUUUCGUGCAGGGAUAGAGACCAUGCUGGAGCUGGCACCUAAGGGCCGCAAAGCACCCAUUCCCAAGCCCCUGGCUGAAGCAGCUUCCACAGCAUCAACGUCAGCUCCAGCAUCCGCACCAGCAUCCGCACCAGCAUCCGCACCAGCAUCCGCACCAGCAUCCGCACCAGCAGCGGGAGCAGCCAAGACCAACAAUAAGAGAGCAAGUCCGCAAAGCAAGAAGUCGGCUGGCAACGUCAAAAAGUCCAAGAUGCAGAGCAAGGAUGAGACUGAAGGCAAAGAUGCUGCCGUGCCAACAGUUAGCACUCCUGCGAACACGGCGCUGGCAAAGGCAGAAGACGCCAACCCAGCGCUGUCUGCUCGACCUCAGCGACUUUCAGUCAAGCCGCCGCGUGGUCCAUAUGACUUGAUGCAUUCCCAACCUCAGCUUCGAUCCUCGACGCCAAACAUGCACGAUUACCAACGAAGCUACAGCUCGCUCGUUAUGGCGAUCAGGCCUCAGCGUGGCCAUGCGCAGGCCUGA
Ustilago hordei is the source of this 1368-nucleotide messenger RNA. RefSeq lists its product as uncharacterized. The record is from RefSeq and is a predicted model, not a curated record. NCBI's taxonomy places the organism in Eukaryota, Fungi, Basidiomycota, Ustilaginomycetes, Ustilaginales, Ustilaginaceae. Bases 1 to 1368 code for a protein of 455 amino acids. The transcript has a single exon.